This is a messenger RNA of Haliotis rubra (blacklip abalone), 2919 nucleotides long. RefSeq names its product very long-chain acyl-CoA synthetase-like. NCBI's taxonomy places the organism in Eukaryota, Metazoa, Mollusca, Gastropoda, Lepetellida, Haliotidae. The record is from RefSeq and is a predicted model, not a curated record. Gene Ontology annotation, molecular function: long-chain fatty acid-CoA ligase activity; long-chain fatty acid transmembrane transporter activity.
CUUGAGAAGACCACACUAUCAGAAAAUAGUAAUUUACAAUCAAUUUCAAUAUUUGUAUUGAUACAUGAUCGCAGCAUGAUCCCAUAGCAUGAGUCAAUACAAUACAGUCCUAUCUAAUACUGCAUGAAGCACCAUCAUGAUCCAUGUGCUCCUUCUUCUUCCAGGCGACCUGUUAUGUGAGAGCAGACGUGAACUGAUACAGUUGGCAGCAUGUUGGACAAGGUUGUGUACGGUGUUGCUGGGGCAGCAGGGGCGUCUGUUGUGGCCUGGAAAACCAUGUUUCCUUGGAUAAAUCAUGACCUCAAGAUCAUCAAGGUGCAGAAGCGCCUCAAAACUGAAAAGGAUAAAGAUUUGGAAAGUGGAGAGUUUCUGAUAGACAGAUUUGAGAAACAUGUCUAUAAUCAACCCAGGAAGCCGUUUAUUAUUUUUGAAGGCAAUGUUUUCACUUAUGAAUACAUUGACCAGCAAGCCAAUAGAGUAGCAAAUGUUGUGAGGACAUGGGGGCUGUCGGUGGGGGACACAGUGGCCAUGAUGAUCUACAAUGAGCCAGCUUUUGUGUGGACAUUUCUUGGUCUUCAGAAAAUGGGAAUUGAGGCAGCUCUGAUCAACUUUAACCUGCCUCACAAACAGUUGAGUCAUUCUGUCAAUGCUAGCGGAGCUAAGGCAUUCAUCGUUGGACCAGGAGCGGAACUCUUUGAUGCAGUCCAUGCUGAGGAAGAAGAGUUUGGUGGCAUGCCAAUAUAUAUCCAAGGAUGUUCAGCCAAUCAGAUGCCUACUGGUUACAUCUCAUUCGAUGAUCUCAUGGCAGCAUCGUCUCCUGCUGGAGUUGACGGCAGCGUCCGUGCAGCUUUAACUCCAAUGUCCCCAGUUUGUUAUAUUUACACGUCUGGCACUACUGGACUGCCCAAACCAGCACCUGUUUCUCUGAGGGAAAUGAGCAUCGGUCUUGCAAUUGCCAACUGCACCAGCAAUGACAUCGUGUACACCGUACUUCCACUUUACCACAGCUCAGGUGGAGGCAUCGGACUGUUUGGGACAAUCAAAGUUGGUGCAACUAUGGUUUUGCGAAGGAAAUUUUCAGCAUCUCACUUCUGGGAGGACUGCUCUUGCUACAGGGUCACCAUUAUACAGUAUAUUGGUGAACUGUUCCGGUAUCUUCUUUCACGGCCAGAGAGCCUUGACGAGAAGAGUCAUCAAAUUCGAGCAGCAUUUGGCAAUGGUCUGCGCAGAGACAUUUGGAAGCAGGUGCAGACGAGAUUCAAAAUACCCCAAAUAAUUGAGUUCUUUGGGGCAACAGAAGGAAACACAAUGUUGUUCAACCUCAGUAACAAACCUGGGGCUAUUGGAAGACUCUCCCCAUUGUUGCAGAGGUUGAGUCCAAAUUACCAAACCUUGGUCAAAUAUGACAUUGCAACGGCAGAACCAAUCAGAGACAGCAACGGACAUUGUAUAGAAGUUAAACCAGGAGAGAAGGGCCUGUUCAUUUCGGCCUUUGCUCCAGAGAUGAAAGAAGUCAACUUCUAUAAGGCAUCACAGGAAGCCAAUGAAAAGAAACGUGUCCGUAAUGUUUUCAAGAAAGGCGACUCUUACUUCAACUUCGGUGACAUCUUCUACCUCGACGGAGACUACUUUGUAUACUUUGUUGAUAGAAUUGGUGACACUUUCAGAUGGAAGGGUGAGAACGUAUCAACAACGGAGGUGGCCAACAUUUUGACCUCCUUAGAUUUCAUCCAUGAUGCCAAUGUCUAUGGCGUCACUAUUCCAGGGCAAGAUGGUCGAGCCGGCAUGGCAGCCCUGACACUCUACGAUGACAAACCCUUGACCCACGAGCUCCUGCGAAAAAUCUGGAAACACUGUGAGGAAAAUCUAGCUACAUAUGCCCGUCCAAUGUUUCUGCGUCUUCAAAAGGAGGCUACGCUGACAGCUACAUUCAAACAGAGGAAGGUUGAGCUGGUCAAGGAGGGAUUUGACAUCAACCUAGUGGACGAUCCUCUCUAUUUUGCUGAUCAGGUCACUAAGUCCUACAUUCCCAUAAAACAGGACACAUACUCCCGAAUCUUGACCACAUCCAAGUUGUAGCUGUGGCAGGGGUAGCCAGUCCUAAUUGUAGGUGUCAGCACCUGUACCAUGAACCACUGUUGCCUUGUAACUGACCAGGGGAACCUUAUAUCCUCAGUAUUAUAACAUAAGUAAGCUCCAGGUGUAAAGUCAAAGGAAUAUUCUUGGUUACCAGUUUAUAUCUGGAAUAGACAGUUUACUUCAUUUUCCAUCCAAAAGAGAUACUUAUGUUACUGUAAUCAUGAGCCAAUUCGAAAUUUUUGUCCAUUUCUAUAUUGUAAUUAAUGAUUGUCCAUUCAUAGCAUCAUCUCAAUAUUGAUGAGGGAUGUGUUCAAGCACACAGCUUCUUAUUAUUAUCAUGAAAGGUAGUAAACAAAAACAAUCCACGAACGUAUACCAAGACUGGUUUUGGUCUGGAUUGGAAUGUGGUCUUUUUUAGUAUGAUGGAAUUAAUUAUUACUAUACGGAUCUAGCGAUAUUAGUCAGUGCUCAUUUCACAGAAACAUAUCUGCCCCUUGUCUUAAUCCACAAGCAUUCGUAGCGUUAUCUUAAGUAUAUUACUUCAUUAUAGGUUUAUGAAUAUCAAAGUGCCUUGAACUCUUGUGGAUUGGGCACCUUGAUGUUAACAUAUAUUCUGUGACCUCUAUACAUGUAUGUGGCGUUCAGUGAUUUUUGUCUUGUUUUCAGAUGAACUAAUGACACUGUUUUACAGGCUACUUUUUGUGACAAAAUAGAUAUUAUCGUGCGUGAAAGUGCCAACUUUUAAAGUUCAGGAGGUUAGAUAAAGGUUUUCCUUGACAAGAAAGGGCAAAUGUUCUAUUUGUUAUCUAUUUAUGUAUGGAGGCUUGGAACAUACCUAAC